This is a messenger RNA of Musa acuminata AAA Group (dessert banana), 3532 nucleotides long. Its product is annotated as pentatricopeptide repeat-containing protein At1g76280. Gene Ontology annotation, molecular function: protein binding. The record is from RefSeq and is a predicted model, not a curated record. The transcript is spliced from 14 exons. NCBI's taxonomy places the organism in Eukaryota, Viridiplantae, Streptophyta, Magnoliopsida, Zingiberales, Musaceae. The coding region runs from base 268 to 2952 and encodes 894 amino acids.
UCCCCUCUAGCCGCCGCCCCUUUUACCUCCCUCUCACAGGCUCGCUCCACUCCACCCUCCGUCGAAUUCCACUCCGGCGGCCACCGUCGGCCGCCGCGGCGCCCCCUCCUUUCAUGCUUAGGGUUGUCGUUCUAUGACCUUCUGUAGUUUUGCGCCCAUUUUUGUUAUGGAAAUCUUUCCAUUUCCAAGAAAGAACUCAUUUUGGAACCCUAACUAGCAACUCCUUUUUCUGUCGUUCGUCAUCUCUGCAGUCAAAACUCAGAAAGCAUGCAUCGAAACUUAUUUAGGGCCGUCCGGAGAUCGUUUGCUAAUUUUUGUGACGCGCAGAUAGUGCGGAAAAGGGCUUGGAAGAAUGGCGUACGUAGAACACAGCCAUCUCAUACUUUUUCAGGUUCUCAUGAUUUCAACAUUUAUCAUUUGAGAGACAAUGUGGGGACUGGAUUUGUGCAGCUGCAAGUUGUUAAUGCACUUUGGAAAGGAGAUAGACAGCUAGCCUCCAAGAUGCUUUUGGACCUUGGUGAAGUAAAUGACAAGUUAAGUGCUAAGGAUUUUGCCUGUAUUUUGGAAUAUUGUGCACGCACGCCAGAUCCCUUGUUUGCUAUGGAGACAUGGAAAAUCAUGGAGGACAAAAUGAUAGACAUAAACAAGAGAAGUUGUAUAUUCAUACUUCAAGCUUUCAGCAAAGGAGGAUACAUUAAGGAGGCAUUUAACUGGCUCAAUUUUCUUGCGGAAAAUGAUCGGAUGCAUUAUGCGCCAAUGUUCAAUAUUUUCUUAAGUGGAUGCUGGAGUUCAAAGAGCUUUAAUCAUGUAAACCGCUGCUUGGAGCUAAUGGAAAACCAACUUGUUGGCAAGUCUGAAAUAACUCAUUGGGAACUUCUUAAGCUUGCAGUUUUGCAGAGGAACUUGUCUGCAGUUCAUGAGAUUUGGAAGGAAUAUACUAGAUAUUACAGUCCAAGUGUCAUAAUGCUACGGAAAUUUAUUUGGUGCUAUGCUAAAUUAGGUGAUCUUGAUUCUGGAAAUGCUGUCUUGAAGCAUCUUUUGGUGCUUGCUAGGCAAGGAAGUGCCUCACUUUCCAUAUCUGGCACAGGGAAUUAUCAAUCAUCAGCAGUAGAUAUUCCUAUACCAACAAAAGAGAAGUCAUAUGAAAAGAGAUUUUCAUUAGACAAUUUGAGUUCCUUGACAUUUGAAGGAAACCCAGAGAAAAAUGAAGGCCCCGUUGAAGUUAGCAUGGAUGAAUCCAGUAUGGGACACCACAGCAUCAUGAAGAAUCUUGAUUUGAAGAAAAGUUUUGAAAGUCAAUCAAAAUUGAAUAUAAUUGAUGCACUUCUAUUGAAAAUCAAUGGAAAUACUUUUUUUAAUGAAUUAGGGAAAGGUAGAUGCAUUCCUGUGGCCCAUACAAUCUUUGAUGGUGCUGUUCGAAUUGACAGUUCAAACUUCCAAGUCAAACAAGAAGAUUUUUCUGAACUUAGCAGUGGAAAGAUGAAACAAGGAUUGGAAAUGACCUCUUGUCCACUUAAGAACUUGUUGAGGUGGUCUUUCAAUGACAUGAUACAUGCCUGUGCACAAUCUAAUAACUACCAAAUGGCUGAGCAGCUAUUUCUGCAGAUGCUUGACAUUGGAUUGAAACCAUCAGAGCAUACAUACGAUGGCUUUGUUAAAGCUGCCAUUGAAGGGAAAGGAGUUGAUUAUGGCAUGAAAGUGGUUAAGAUGAUGCAGGAAAGGAACAUCAAGCCAUAUAAUAACACUUUUGCAGUUCUCUCAGUUGGUUACAGCAGAACUUUAGAACUGGAUAUGGCUGAGUCCUUUUCAAAUAAAAUAUCUGAUAAAUUACCGAAGAACAUACAUACCUUCAAUACCUUACUUGCUGCCUGUGGUUUCAUGGAUGAGCCAGAACGUGCUGUCCGUGUACUGGCAAAAAUCAAGAGAUUGAAAAUCAAGUUAAAUAUCAGGACUUAUGAACUCAUGUUUACCUUGUUUGGCACCGUCAAUGUUCCUUAUGAGAGAGGAAAUAUACUCUCACAUAUGGAUGUUACCAAAAGAAUAGGUGCCAUCGAGAUGGAUAUGAUGAAGAAUGGAAUUCAUCACAGUUAUGCAUCCAUGAAGAAUCUGAUAAGAGCUCUAGGAUCUGAAGGUAUGAUACAAGACAUGCUGCGGUAUUUAGAUAUUGCUGAGAACUUGCUAUGGCAGACCGAUGCUCAUCAAACAAAUGAUUUGUAUAAUAUUGUACUGCAUGCACUAGUCAAGGCAAAAGAGAGACACAAGGCAAUUGAAGUCUUCAGAAGUAUGAGAUCAUGUGGUCUUCCAGCUAAUGUUGCAACAUACAAUAUCAUGAUAGAAUGUUGCAGCAUGCUCAAAUGUUUCAAAUCUGCAUGUGCAAUUAUUUCCUUAAUGUUGCGAGAAGGCUUCUAUCCACAGACUUUGACCUAUACUGCACUGAUUAAGGUUCUUUUGGCAAAUGAAGACUUUGAGGGUGCUCUGAAUCUUUUGGAUCAAUCACACUCUGAAGCUAUUCAGGUUGAUGUCCAGCUUUUUAACACAAUUCUUCGAGAAGCAUAUAUAAAGAGAAGAAUCGAUGUUGUAGAGCUUGUUGUUGAGAGUAUGCACAGGGAGAAAAUCCAACCUAAUCCUACAUCCCUUUGGUAUACAUUCUCUGCAUAUGUAGAGAGUGAUUUUCACAGCACAGCUAUGGAAGCUCUACAGGUGUUGAGCAUGCGGAUGAUCUCUGAAGACAAUGAAAUUCUUCAAGGGAAGAAAUCUGUUUUCGAGGAACUCAUUCUUAAUGAAGACCCAGAUGUUGAGUCAGAGAUCAUCAAAACUUUUAAAGGUUCUCAAGAGUUUCUUGCAACUGCUCUGAUGAACUUAAGAUGGUGUGCCAUUAUGGGUUACUCAAUAUCAUGGUCUCCCGAGGAAAGUCAAUGGGCCAAAAGGCUUGCCAACAAAGUAUCUACUUGAUUCUCUAAGACUGGUCUCACUCAAAUUCAGCUGCCCCCUUACACUGCUGAUAUGUAAAAUAUCAGGGGCGUGUGAAUCCAACUGGCAUCUAAUGUCUGCAUCUCUCUUCAGCUGAUGACUCAUUUCCCUACAUUCAAAUCCAGAGCAAUCUGGGCUGUCUAGUCAACAUCGUUUGUUGUGCCGACAACCCUAAGGAUGUCUGAAGUUUGUGUCACCUAAAAUGUUGCUGACUCUGUAGAUACCAAGGCAAAAGCGCAUAACUAAAUUGGAUCUUUGGUGGCCAGCAUUUUCCAUGUAGGUGACUGGUUCUGGAAUCCUUGCGAUUGCUUAGUGGCUGACAAAGUCAGAGUGUCAGUGGUUUCCGAAUUCCAUUGCCAACAGCUAGCUAGAUGUUUUACUAUAUGUAGAGCAUCUUGUAUGUACUUCAGCGGAAGUCGACUAGGUUUUUGUAUCAAACAUACAGAUUCAUGUACCUUACCAAAGUCUGCUCUCGAUUUGUGUAUUAUUAAUUUGUUAGAGAUUGGUACACUGAACAUUAUUUUAUUCCUGGAUAAAAUAAGAACAUUUAUAGAUCGAACAA